GUUAUCUCUUCUUUCAGUUCCUCCCUCAGCCAACACUGCUUUGUGUCCCCACGGUGAAAUGUCCCCAUGCAUGCCACAAACCCACCGAUGUCAGCCGGGCACCUAGUAUAUGCCCAAACCCGGGGGCAGCAGCAGUGGGGCUCCCCCCGGGAGUCGAGAAAGCAGCGGGAUAUGUCGGAGCAGCAGCAUCAGCAGUGGGUCUGCAGGAAAGAUCAUGUCCUUGUCGUCUAUGAGUGAAAGUGUGAACAGCGGCCUGAGCUGUUUCCUUUCAGAACAAGCUCUGGAGCAGGAAGAACGUCAGCAGCGCAGCAGCCAUCUAGCCGAGUUUCAGCGCCUCAGGGAGGUCCGAGCAGCUGCUCAGCUCAAAAACUUGGAGGAUUUUCUCAGGAUGAACCAUGUUUCACUCAGAGACACCAUGUCUUACUCCACAGGCAUGGCUUACAGGAAUUUGGGAAAGUCUGGACUUAGAGUGUCCUGUCUUGGAUUAGGGACGUGGGUUACCUUCGGAGGACAGGUAUCAAAUGAGGUGGCGGAGGAGCUGGUGACUUUGGCGUACGAAAGUGGAAUCAAUCUGUUUGACACCGCUGAAGUCUAUACAGCUGGAAAAGCUGAAAUCGUCUUGGGGAACAUCAUAAAGAAAAAAGGAUGGAGGCGUUCCAGUUUAGUCAUCACCACCAAAAUCUUCUGGGGUGGAAAAGCAGAAAUGGAGAGAGGAUUGUCUAGAAAACACAUCAUUGAAGGUCUAAGAGCUUCACUAGAGAGACUUCAGCUGGAUUACAUAGACGUGGUUUUUGCAAACCGACCCGAUCCAAAUACACCAAUAGAAGAGACGGUGAGGGCGAUGACCCACGUGAUCAACCAGGGGAUGGCCAUGUACUGGGGGACGUCCCGAUGGACCUCCAUGGAGAUCAUGGAGGCGUACUCUGUGGCACGACAAUUCAACCAGAUCCCACCGAUCUGUGAGCAGGCAGAGUACCACAUGUUCCAGAGGGAGAAGGUGGAAGUACAGCUCCCUGACCUCUACCACAAGAUAGGUAUUGGAGCGAUGACGUGGUCUCCUCUUGCAUGUGGUAUCAUCUCAGGAAAGUAUAGCAAUGGGAUCCCACAAAAUUCACGAGCCUCUCUAAAGGGUUAUCAGUGGAUGAAGGAUAAGAUCCUGAGUGAGGAGGGACACCGUCAGCAGGUGAAGCUAAAAGAGCUGCAGGCGGUUGCUGAACGGCUCGGCUGCACCCUGCCCCAGCUGGCUAUAGCCUGGUGUCUGAGGAACGAGGCGGUAAACUCCGUCCUGCUGGGAGCCUCCAGAUUAGAGCAGCUUGUGGAGAAUAUCAGAGCAGUACAGGUUCUUCCAAAGUUAACCCUUUCAAUCAUAUCUGAGGUGGACAACCUUUUGGGAAACAAGCCCUACAGUAAAAAGGACUUCAGAUCCUAGAAGAAGACCAGAUGAAUAAUCACACCACCCUCUGUUCGUCAAAAAGAAGCCUUU
This is a messenger RNA of Cheilinus undulatus (humphead wrasse), 1483 nucleotides long. Its product is annotated as voltage-gated potassium channel subunit beta-2-like. Bases 110 to 1429 code for a protein of 439 amino acids. The transcript is spliced from 15 exons. Gene Ontology annotation, biological process: transmembrane transport; potassium ion transport; regulation of potassium ion transmembrane transport. Gene Ontology annotation, molecular function: transmembrane transporter binding; voltage-gated potassium channel activity; potassium channel regulator activity. The record is from RefSeq and is a predicted model, not a curated record. NCBI's taxonomy places the organism in Eukaryota, Metazoa, Chordata, Actinopteri, Labriformes, Labridae. Gene Ontology annotation, cellular component: voltage-gated potassium channel complex; juxtaparanode region of axon; extrinsic component of cytoplasmic side of plasma membrane.